AUGGCCUGGUCAAAGUCAUUCAUUCUUUUGCUUGCUGCUUCAAGCAUUACUAGCGUUCAGGCUGGACCUUGUAAGCCUCGUCGCUCGCCAACUUAUACUGUACCACCUUACAGUGUACCUACAUAUCCUGUUCCCCAGUCUUCCACCACGAAGACUGGAACUCUCGUUUCUUCAACUACCACUGGUAGUUCUACUAGUUCCCAUGGUCCAACUUUGGACUCGAGCACUACGUCUUCCACUCAUUCCAAGACCUCUACUACUGAGUCUACUAUCUCUAUCAGUACUGGAAAGUCUUCAACUACCUCUCAUGGAUCCUCCAUGAGCACCACAACUACACCAUGUAGCACUUCUUCCAUGUCGUCUAUGUACUCUGUCACUACCACAACCAACAGUCACAUCACAACAUCCAAAAUCAGCACAGAAACAUCCAAGGACACGUUAACCACCACGAAGGAAACCUCUACCACAACAGAGGGCAAAACUUCCACUCUUUCAACAACUACUAGUGCUUCUAGCACAACCUAUCAGACUUAUACUACAACAUCUACUCCAUGCUCCAGCAGCACUGGAACUUCUACACUCUCUACAACUUCUGAGGCUUCGUCCACAUCACAUACAGAAACCAAACCAUCUGAGACUACGAGCGUGACCACCGCUUCAUCCACUACAGAAUCUGAAUCUACAAAGGAAUCGACUUCCUCGAACUCUCACAGCAGCUCAGCUUCAAUGAGUACCACUGUCACACAAGACACCACAGCUUCUUCAAGCACUACCUCAGAAUCUUCUACUCUCAGCUCUACAGAAACUGAAAGUACGACAACAGAAACAAGUAGUCAAACUUCCCAGACAGGGUCACCGGCAACAACAUCGCCUUGCACUAGCUCCGAGACAUCUCAAGCAUCCUCAGCUACAAGUGAGGUUUCUUCCACUACAGAGAGCUCAUCUAUAUACGAAACAUCUAAGACAACAGAAUCUUCAGGAACUACUUCGCCUUGCUCAACUUCUGGUAUGUCAACGUCAUCUGGAAGCUCUACAGCCUCUACUAGCGGGACUACAACUUCCGAAUCUUCAGUUACCUCAGAGACAUCAACUUCUUCGGUGCCUUGCACGUCCUCUACGAUAUCAUCUCAGUCUUCCGCCAGUUCAACAAGCGAAACAAGUAGUUCUGCUGCUUCAACUUCUACACCCUGCACAACCUCAACAGUGUCUUCCGAGACCUCUUCCAGUUGGACAUCAAGUGAAACUAGCACUUCGGACACUUCGACCUCUCCGUCUUCAGGGUCAACUACAUCUGAAGCUUCCUCCUCCACCACUCCAUGCGAGACCUCUUCUUCCACUGUCUCCAGCACAGCAUCUCAUUCCGAAUCUUCUAGCACUACACUACCUUGCGAAACUACCAUAACGUCUGGUUCAUCUACCACAUCUCAUGAGUCAUCAACAUCGUCACCCUGCUCGACUUCUACAGUUAGCUCUGAGUCUUCGUCAAGCUCAUCAACAUCUUCAUCUUCCACUACUCCGUGCACCACCUCAACCAGCACAUCGCCAACAACAUUCUCAAGCACGACAUCCACCAAGUGCUCGACAACCACAUCUCCUCCCCCACGCCCAACUUGCUUCCGCUACACUAUUCGCAAGGAUCCACCUCAGGCUGCUGACUGCGGCCACACCGGUCAUCGCAAUGGCAACAAGGCCAAGGUCCUUGGGUACGGUGACUCAGACAGUGUGGAGGCGUGUGGAGAGAGCUGUGCCAAGUUUGAUGGCUGCAAAUCUGUCGUUUACGGUUACAGAGAGCAUGACUUGAACCAGCCUUUCUGUGAAUUUGUCGAUGCGGUUCAGGGGCGCGAUGACGAGGAUGAUACCCCUUGGCAGUGGUAUGACUUGUCUUGUUUCAAUCCGGACUGUCUCCCUCCGAAUGAGUGUGGUUAUUAG
Fusarium odoratissimum NRRL 54006 is the source of this 1929-nucleotide messenger RNA. RefSeq lists its product as uncharacterized. The transcript has a single exon. The record is from RefSeq and is a predicted model, not a curated record. NCBI's taxonomy places the organism in Eukaryota, Fungi, Ascomycota, Sordariomycetes, Hypocreales, Nectriaceae. The coding region runs from base 1 to 1929 and encodes 642 amino acids.